CUUUUUUUUGGUUUCAUUCAAUGAUCAGGAAUCUUCGCCGAGACACACAUUCUCUAGUCUCUUCAAGUGCUGGCUGUCCGACUUUCCCUGUCUUUACUUGUCGUUUCUCCAACUUUCUUUUUUUUCUUUUUUCCCUGCGCUGCCUGAACAGAGCCCUCCUGGGAUACCUAAGACUCUGAGAGUAGCAGCCCAGCAACCGACACCUCCGGCCGUUACCCGCGCGGGUUACCUACUACUAUUAUUACCAUCGUUGUUAUUGCUAUUACGGAUCCAUCGCCACUUUUUCAACGCGACCCAACCAUUUGUCCACGCUGCUCAAGUCAAGGGCAAGACAAACUAGCACCACUGUCUCUCUUUGCAUCCAUCCAUCCAUCCAUCCAUCCAUCCAUCCAUCAAUAAAGCUGCCUGUCUGUCACGCCCGAGCGAGGAGUGACUAGGGCUGAGAGCUCCCGUGGAAUCCCCCCCUCCCCCCACUACACUACAUACGCACGCUGCUGGCCCACUCCACCAGAGCCGCCCUCGGCCAUCAAAGACAGAACAGCCGUACCAAAACAAAGACUGCCAGCCAGCACCCAAAAUGAGCUACCACCCAGGACGUCAAGCGCCCCAGAUCGGGGCGACAUCUGCCACCUACUUGCCAAAUCAGGACGACGAUUUCUUUAUGCCGCCGUCCGAGGUCCCAGUCGCCCAUCCAAAGCCCCAGCGUGUCAUGCCCGAAGUUCCCGAGAACAUGCAGGAAAACCUCGCCCACUUGGAAUUAGAGGCCAACGGUCCUCGAUCCAACGCGCCCAUGUCGCCGCCCCCUCACGGUUACAACCACUCCCAGCCCUCCUUCCCCCCGCGCGGUUCCAGCUUCCAGGGCGAGCCCGCGCAACAUAACCACCAGGGAGACUGGCCCGCUCGACACGGAAGUAUUUCCUCAACCUUCAACCAACCCCCAGCCGUCCAGCCGCAAGGUAUGCAGCAGCACGAUAGCCACGACUAUCAUAGCUUCGCGCACGCCAGCGAAGCCCCCAACUUCUCCAUUUUCCCUCAACUGCCAAAUCGCCCGCCCAAUGUCCCCCCGUCCGACGAUGAGAAGGAAGCCGUGUUGGAAAAUGCCCGCUUGCCCGUGCUGAAUUCAAACGACCCGGAAAUGCAGCUUGCCUGGGCUCAAGAUGCUUUGCAAUACGUCGACACCGCGCAGCUUCACGCCCAACGCCUCGCUGAGCUCCAAGGCCCCCGACCCACCACUCCCGCGGUCGAGCACCAACUGCGCGUCGAUGCCAUGAACGUAGUGGGCUUCCUCGCCGAUCAAUUCCACCCAAAGGCCGAGUUCAUGCGUGGUAUGUGGCUGGAGUUUGGAAAGUUCGGGUUGAGGGCAGACAAGAAAGAGGCAUUCCGGUCCUACACUCGGGCAGCUCAGAAAGGAUAUGCCAGAGCAGAAUACCGGAUGGGUAUGCAGUUUGAGCAGUCAAACGAUCCCAUCAAGGCUUUGCAACAUUAUCAAGCCGGUUCAGAGGCUGGAGACUCGGCUUCCAACUAUCGUCUGGGCAUGAUGACGCUUCUAGGCCAGCAUGGGCAACAGCAAGAUUUCGCUCGUGGAAUCCAAUUGAUUCGACAGGCCGCCCUCACAGCCGAUGAGAAUGCGCCACAGGGUGCCUACGUCCUGGGCAUGCUUCAAGCUCGAGAACUCCCACAGAUUAGUGUUCCGGAAGUCUACCUUCCUUACGACGAGAAAGGUGCCAGACAGAACAUUGAAAAAGCUGCUUACCUCGGGUUCGCGAAAGCUCAACUCAAAAUGGGUUCGGCUUACGAGCUUUGCAGUCUCGGGUGCGAGUUUAGCCCUACUCUGUCACUGCAUUACAACGCGCUAGCAUCGAGGCAAGGUGAGUCCGAAGGAGACAUGGCCAUCAGUAAAUGGUUCUUGUGUGGUCAAGAGGGCGAGUUUCCAAAGAACGAGGAAUUGGCCUAUCAAUUCGCGCAGCGCGCUGCGAGUGCGGAACUGGCCACGGCAGAAUUUGCCCUGGGCUAUUUCAAUGAGAUCGGCAUGCACGUUCCUGUCAACCUGGACAAAGCAUUGGAUUGGUAUGAGAGGGCUCAAAGGCACGGCAACAAAGAUGCCGAAUCUCGAAUCGAGAGCAUAUCCAAGUCGAGGACUCUGUCGAAGAAAGAUCACGAGCAAGUCGCUAUUAGCAGAAUCAAGUCCCAGCAUGGCUCCAUGCGAGGACAGCGUCCUGCUCGUUUGCAGGCGAAAACCAACAUCCCUACUUUAGCUCCAAUCGACAGCAGUCCUUCGGAUUAUGGCGACUCCCCGGCUCGAGGAACCACUCCAUAUCCCAUCUCCGACCAACCACCAGCUGUCUCUUCAACUCCAAACAGACCCCCCACAGUUGCACCAUACCCGGUGGACAACGGUCCCCCACGACUAGACCCUCAAAGAGCACCUAUGGCCGGCGGAUUUGCACCUGAACUACGCUCAGCCAGCGCUCGUCCAGUGUCAUCCGCAUUCAACAUUAACCCCGACGUGUAUGCCCAAGGCCCUAGACCCAACGAUUCGUAUGGGCGCGGUCGACCACCUCCAGGCGGACAAAUGGGUCCUCUGCCCAUGCGACCAGCUACAAGCGUGGACCACAUGGGUCGUGGAGGAGGGCGACCUUCGCCUGGUCCUGGAGGAUAUCGGCAACCCGGAGGCCCAAGCGCUCAGCGACCAGAACCACAUAGCAGGCCGUCAACAGCACAACCUCAGGACUACCAUGGUCCAGGUGGACCGGCCAAAUUACAAAAGCAACCGCUCAAGAAGCAGCCAACAUUGCCAGACAUGGGCUAUGCAGCGCCUAUGGACUCGCGGCAGCAUACUCGUCCAUCGACUGUGCAGCCCGGUCAUGAGGGUAGAUCUUCCUCUCGACCUUCGACUGCCACACCUAAGCCUUCGCAAGGCCACUCUUCCCCUGGACUUCCAGCGCAGCCCAAACCAGGGAAAUCGCCGCAACCGCAACAACAAGGCGCAAAACCACCAAGUGCGAAACCACCAAGUGCGAAACCUGCGGGGCCAAAGCCUGCACCCGCGAAACCUGCGGCUGCAUCUACUCCAGGCAACGGCCCAAAGACGUUCGACGAGAUGGGUAUCAGCCAAGCACCCAAAGAUGGAGAUUGUGUUGUUAUGUGA
Molecule: messenger RNA, 3148 nt
Organism: Periconia digitata
Lineage: Eukaryota; Fungi; Ascomycota; Dothideomycetes; Pleosporales; Periconiaceae
Source: the annotation of a GenBank genome assembly